GAAGCUCUCCAACGAUUCCACACUUUCCACUUUCACCUCCUUCGCCGCUCCCCGUCGAGCUCUUCGCCGCCGCCUAUUUAUCUCUCUCUCUCUCUAAGUCUCAUUCGCCGCCGUCUCUCUGUCUCGCUCUCUCAUUGCGUCGUUCUUACCUCUCUAGCUCUACUCACUCCGGCGUUGAUAUCUCGCUCUUGUUGCAGUCUCUGCAACUCUCUUUAUCCCUCCAACACAUUUUCAAGAUAGAGAACAAAAACUUCACUGCACAAAAUGGGUGCUUCAGCGUCACAUAUGACAGAUAUUCAUAACCAAACCGAUUCUCGAUUGGAGCUCCGUAAGUGUACUGACUUUGAUAGAGAAGGAUUAACGAGUUCGGUUAUUGUUGUUCAACCUCAUACAAUCGAACCUAUCAAUUCCAGAAGGUUUUUCACUAAUUGGAGCUAUACAUCAACACCCAGGUUCAUCAAAUUUUAUUGCAAUGAAGUUAUGUUUUAUACUGUAAGCCCAGGAAACUUCAGUGCCAACAGAGCAUUCAUUGUCGAAAUGAUUGUCGAAAUGAAUGGUCAGAACAUAACAUUCGCCACCCCGAUUCCACGAACUCCAACUAUCAGGCGUUCCAUAGUGACUAUGCCUGAGAGUAUUCCAGACAGGACAGAGGAACCUCUUCUCAGUGGCGGAUCUGGCCUAAGAUUCCCAUGCUUAUGCUAGGGGUGGUGUGUAUAUCUAUAUAAAUUCUUUAAUACAUAGGGGUUUUGAUAGUCGAAGGAUAUAACAUUUUAGUUUUGUGGAUGGUUGAGUGUUCUUCCUUAACUGCUUUAAAAGAGAACAAUUUGUCUUUAGCUCCUUCUGUUGGGUCUAACGUGAUCAAU
Trifolium pratense (red clover) is the source of this 863-nucleotide messenger RNA. RefSeq lists its product as uncharacterized. NCBI's taxonomy places the organism in Eukaryota, Viridiplantae, Streptophyta, Magnoliopsida, Fabales, Fabaceae. The transcript has 3 exons. The coding region runs from base 265 to 702 and encodes 145 amino acids. The record is from RefSeq and is a predicted model, not a curated record.